Molecule: messenger RNA, 1016 nt
Organism: Serpula lacrymans var. lacrymans S7.9
Lineage: Eukaryota; Fungi; Basidiomycota; Agaricomycetes; Boletales; Serpulaceae
Exons: 3
Coding region: 77-916 (279 amino acids)
Biological process (GO): 'de novo' UMP biosynthetic process; 'de novo' pyrimidine nucleobase biosynthetic process
Cellular component (GO): cytosol
Molecular function (GO): orotidine-5'-phosphate decarboxylase activity
Source: RefSeq, a predicted model, not a curated record
GAUUGCGAUAUCUCUUUGCGCAUAAUCUUAUCCGCUCUUUUUUUCUUCUUGCAUUUCUUUUCUUUUCUUUGUCAUUAUGUCCUCUCCUCAUUUGCAGACUUACGAACAAAGAGCCAAGAAGCAUGGAAAUCCCGCUGCUAGGAAAUUACUCGAGACGAUGGAGAGAAAAAAGACAAAUCUCUCGGUCAGCGUCGAUGUAACGAAGAAAAAGGACUUCCUCGCAAUCAUUGAUGUCGUUGGGCCAUUCGUUUGUCUCAUAAAGACCCAUAUUGAUAUCAUUGAAGAUUUCGAUCAAACAGUCAUCGAGCAUCUACAGGAGCUCAGCGUAAAGCAUGACUUUUUGAUCUUUGAAGAUCGAAAAUUUGCUGAUAUCGGAAACACCGUUGCAUUGCAAUACUCCAGCGGAGUGUACAAGAUUUCCAGCUGGGCUCACCUUACAAAUGCCCAUGCAGUUCCUGGCCCGUCGAUCAUAACUGGCCUAUCGUCUAUUGGCUUGCCUCUCGGGAGAGGGCUCAUCCUCUUAUCUGAGAUGAGCUCCAAGGGUGCUCUCACUACAGGGUCCUAUACCGAGGAUGCAGUGCGUAUGGCUCGAUCACGCCGUGACUUCGUCGUAGGCUUCAUUGCCCAGAAGCGUAUGGACGGGAUCGGUGCAAUCGAAGCAGACGAUGUCACCGAGGAAGACUUCCUUGUGCUCGCUCCUGGUGUCGGACUUGACUCUAAAGGCGAUGCCAUGGGCCAGCAGUAUCGAACACCGAGGGAGGUUGUCCUGGAGUCAGGUUGCGAUGUGAUCAUCGUCGGAAGGGGUAUUUAUGGCAAAAGCGACCAGUUGGAUGUCGAAAAUGUGCGCAAGCAAGCAGAGAGAUACCGGCAGGAGGGAUGGUCAGCGUACUUAGAGCGAGUAUCAUUGAGCCCAUAACCAUGUAGCAAUAUGAUUUCCACCGUUGGGUGUCGCAUUUCUCAUCGUGGCAGUAAUUGAAGCCCGUGCCAAGGCGAGAUCCUUGGCUGCUCUACGAAGA